Molecule: messenger RNA, 180 nt
Organism: Penicillium arizonense
Lineage: Eukaryota; Fungi; Ascomycota; Eurotiomycetes; Eurotiales; Aspergillaceae
Exons: 3
Coding region: 1-180 (59 amino acids)
Biological process (GO): mitochondrial respiratory chain complex I assembly
Cellular component (GO): mitochondrion
Source: RefSeq, a predicted model, not a curated record
AUGCCUGCAAGAACUCGUCCCGUGGAGAAGAUUGCCAAAGCUUCUGCUCAAUGUUCCGCAGAGGUUGCGGCAUACGGCAAGUGUGUCGUCACGGAUUACAACUCAGUGCACAAAGAUAUGUGCGCCAAAGAGUUUAUGAGACUGAAGAACUGCUAUCUGGCGGCCUCCAAAAAGGGCUAA